CGCUCUGCUUCCAAUGAUUCACAAUGGAGACUAAGUAGGAACUCGCACGAAUGUGGUCUUUUAAUUUAUUACACUAUAAAGUUAUAUUUUUGUCUUUAGCCUCGCAAAUCUGUAGUUGAUAUUUGAGCUCUUGAUUCUUAAUCAGAAGAAGAAGUCACUGACUGAUCCCGAAGUGUUUCUACAAGUGUUGUGGACAAGGAAAUCGUCUCCGGCUAACGUUAUGUAGCAAGCUAAUCUCAUUUAUCCACUCGUAAACUCCGCCACCAUUUCACAGUAUUACAAAUUCUACCCACAGGUAUGACCGAGUACAAACUUGUGGUGGUCGGAGCAGGAGGCGUGGGGAAGAGCGCCCUCACCAUCCAGCUCAUCCAGAACCACUUUGUUGAUGAAUACGAUCCAACCAUCGAGGAUUCGUACAGAAAACAGGUAGUGAUUGAUGGAGAGACGUGUCUGUUGGACAUCCUGGACACUGCAGGUCAGGAGGAGUACAGCGCCAUGCGGGACCAGUACAUGAGGACGGGAGAGGGCUUCCUCUGUGUGUUUGCCAUCAACAAUACAAAGUCUUUUGAGGAUGUUCACCUUUACAGAGAGCAGAUCAACAGGGUGAAGGACAGUGACAGCGUUCCCAUGGUGCUGGUGGGGAACAAGAGUGACCUGAGCACCCGCACGGUGGAGACCAAACAGGCACAAGAGCUGGCACGAAGCUUCGGAGUGCCGUUUGUCGAGACUUCUGCCAAAACCAGACAGGGUGUAGAAGAAGCUUUCUAUUCACUGGUGCGUGAGAUCAGGAGAUACAAGGAGACCAACCGCAGCAACAAGAAGAGCAAGAAGAACCCGCAGAGACGUUGCACAAUACUAUAGCAAACCACACACACACACGCAGCAGCAUCCUCCAGAGCACUUGUUUGACACACACUGCCCGUCCUCUGUCACCUUGGAGACUUCCACAGCAGCACCGGACGGGAAAGCAGACGUGGCAAGAUCACUUUUUGUUGCUGUGACUGUUUCCACUUGCAGUUUGUUGCCACAAGUUUCAUCCAUGUGCAGUGUCCAUGUAACACUGUGAAUUUCAGGCUUUUCCAGGCUCAAACUGGGUGACUGCAAACGACAGUAAAGACUGCGUUUCGUUAUUUGGCCAAAUCUAGUCCUUUUCCUGUUAUUUCUGAUCAUUUGAUAAACAGAAAUGUCUGUUAUGCUUCAGUGAACAAAAUCUCUUAACAAAACUGGUUAAAACUUUUUUUCAAUUUUUUUUUUUAGUUUUCAUUUUGGCUCUGGUGAUUUUUGGAAUGGCACUCUAAAAUUUAUUGAGGAUGCUUAAAACCCAGAUUUUUAAAAAAAAAAUUGGUUUUAACUACCAAACAACAAAAAAAUUCACUUUUUUUUUAGUGCAAGUCAGAAUUUGUACAAACAUUUGACUGUAAAUUGUGUUACCAUCAUUUUCAGCUCCUGUUUCAGAGAUUCUCAUCAGCUGAUUAAUUAUUUUUGGAGGUUUUUUUUGGUGACAGGGAGUUAUUUGGCUUUCCUAGAAGAGUGUCCAAAUGACUUCAAUAUUUUUUGAAACUUCUUGAUAAGAUUGGCCAAAACAAAGGUUUAGAAACAUGUCUUCCCCUUGUGUUUUCUUCGAUACGAAGGUGUAGCCACUGGGGUUCGGAAAACAGCAAUAUCCAAUUUUUCAUCGUAUUCACAAAGACGACAUGUAAAUGAAAAUGCUGCCAUAGUGUAGGAUAACCACAGAAACAAAAGCUCAAGGCUGUGUUCCAGACUCCUGGGUGCACUUUAUUCUUUUCCUAUUAUGUGUUUGUCAUAGAAGUUAGAAUUAUCUCGUGCCACUUCAAAAGUUUACUCAGGAAUAUGGUGUUUUAUCAGGCGCUGAUUAGUAACAGGAUGAGCCAUUCAUCAUUUCACACCUUCAUUGACUUAUUGUUUGAAGUGUUGGCUAUGCUGUUGAUCCCUCAGUCACACUGUAUUGCUUAGUUCACUUUUGAUGCAUUUUUUAAAAAUCCAGUUCCAGUGGUUGUAGUUCAAAGUCCAAGCGCUGUUUGUUCCAUCACAGCAUGUAGUUGGUGGAAAAUAUCCGUGUGGUACAACAUUUAAACCACUGUUUAACUUGGCGAGAAAUCUCCAGAGUUCAGGCACAUAACUGCCGUGUUAUCUGAUCAUACUUGAUGCUGGACAGUAAGGAUGUUAACAAGGCAACAUGUUUUACAGCAGUGGUCGACUUCUUCCGUAAUUACUGUUAAAAUGUAAUGAAUUAAUUUUCUAUUUUUGUAAAACUGCAAACAUUAUCUCCUAAUUUUAAAACCCAACAACUGCAUUAAUAAAAUGUCUGUAAUAAAUUACAUGAAAGUUCAUUGAUCAGUUAAGUGGAUUCUUACUGUGUUAUGGUGUUAACCAGCAGCUGUAUCAUCAUCUGGACUUGGUGUAAUACUAUUGUUGAAUAUGGAGCUAUUCCAUUUGAUAUGAACAAGUCUCACUGACAGCUAUGUAAAAUCUGUAAUGCAUUCUGCUGUAAUGAACAAGUAAACAUUUUUAGCUUUUA
Messenger RNA from Acanthochromis polyacanthus (spiny chromis), 2539 nucleotides. RefSeq names its product GTPase KRas. The transcript has 5 exons. Gene Ontology annotation, molecular function: GTP binding; GTPase activity; GDP binding. NCBI's taxonomy places the organism in Eukaryota, Metazoa, Chordata, Actinopteri, Pomacentridae. Bases 298 to 861 code for a protein of 187 amino acids. Gene Ontology annotation, cellular component: plasma membrane. The record is from RefSeq and is a predicted model, not a curated record. Gene Ontology annotation, biological process: Ras protein signal transduction.